CACAAAUUUCCAACACGGACAGACGGAGACCGGGAUGGAUGGUGGACCCUACAUUUCUUCUUCAUUUUCAAGGCUGGAUGGGACCAAAAUUUAUCCUACGUGUCAUUAAAAAUUGUGGACGUGGCACACUUUACCUCUUCCGUUCCUUCCAAGGAAGCACAGUGCUAGAAAGAGAGAGAAAAAAGAACAUAGAAAAAUAAAAAAAAAAGAGGGGAAAAACAGAUCAGACUCUGUCUCUUCUCUCUCACGAGAACUCCAUGUUUUCUUCCCGUUGACCGCCGGCCGCUAAUCAAAUUCUCCUAUUUCCGCUCUUUCAGAUUAAAAAAAAAAAGAAAAUCAAACGUAUAAAUUAAUCAAUUCGCCAACUCUCUCUUUUCAAAUUUUUUGAGUUUCCAUUUGUUAGUCAGUCGAAAUCUUUGAAACAUCUGCGUCUUCCAAUCUUUACUUUGAAACCAUCUCUUCCGAUCCGAUCAUCCGUAUUCCAUCGAAGAAAUGGGAGGGAUGGAUGUUGAAGGAGGAAUAGCGAUUAAGUUAUGGAAAAAAUUUAGGAGCGAAUCGGUUUUUGUUAAUUACACUCCUUUCUUCGUUUGCUUAGCCGCCGGCAAUUUAAACGCCGACUCUUUUCAACACUAUAUCUCUCAACAUGUUCAUUUACUCCAUGCCUUUGCUCAAGCGUAUAAAUUAGCGGAGGAAUGUGCGGAUGAUGAGGAAGACAAGAAGGCAAUACGGAACUUAAGGAAACAUGUUCAGGACAAUCUUAAAUCACACGACUCUAAUGUCCGAGAAUGGGGCUUUGAACUCCCAGAAGAGAGCACCUCAACAAAUGCUACAGUCAAGUAUACAGAUUUUUUGUUGGCAACAGCCUCAGGUAGAAUUGAAGGAGAAAAAGUUCCUGGCAAAAUUGCAACCCCUUUUGAGAAGACAAAAGUUGCUGCUUAUACACUUGGCUCUAUUGCACCUUGCAUGAGGCUCUUUGCCUUUAUAAAUAAAGAGAUCCAACUUCUUCUAGAUCCUAAUGAUAGCAGCCACAUUUACAAGAAGUGGAUUGAUCAUUAUUGCUCUCAAAAUUUUGAGGCUUAUGCUUUUCGAAUUGAAGAGUUGCUGGAUACACUAAGCAUAUCUUUGACAGGCGAAGAGUUGGAUGUCAUAGAAAGGCUCUACCAUCAAUCUAUGAGACUGGAAGUAGAUUUUUUCUCUUCUCAACCAAUUAUACAGGAAGCAGUGGUCCCUUUGUCUCAGACAAUAGACCAUGCUGCGGGUGGCCAACUCACCAUAUUUUGUGACUUUGACUUGACUUGCACUGCUUUUGAUUCCUCCGCUAUUUUAGCGGAGAUUGCAAUCGUAACAAUGCAGAAGGCUGACCCUGAUGCAUCUGAAACCCAACUUACUCGGAUGUCAUCAGCUGAUUUGAGGAGCACAUGGAAUGCUCUUUCUACCCAGUAUUGUGAAGAGUUUGUACAGUGUGUAGAAAGCAUCACACCAACUGAGACAGCGAAAAGUUUCAGUUAUGAAGAUCUGUGUAAAGCCCUAGUGCAAUUUGCAGAUUUUGAGAAGAAGGCAAAUUCAAGAGUGGUUCAGUCAGGAGUACUUAAGGGUUUAAACCAAGAGGACAUAAAAAGGGCUGGCCAAUGUCUGAUCCUUCAAGAUGGUUGUAAAGGGUUUUUUCAGAAAAUCAUGAAAGCUGAAAAUCUCACCACUGCUGUACAUAUUCUUUCUUAUUGUUGGUGUGGGGAUCUUAUUCGUUCAGCUUUUUUGUCAGGGGAUCUAAAAGCUCUGAAUGUACACUCCAACGAGUUAGCUUGUGAAGAGUCCAUCACCACAGGAGAGAUCAUUAGGAAGUUAGAGUCUCCCCUGGAAAAGCUUCAAGCAUUCAAUGACAUAUUAAACAAUAGAGAUAAAGAUUGCCAUCAUUUGACGGUUUAUAUUGGAGGUUCAGUUGGUGACUUGCUCUGCUUGCUUGAAGCAGACAUAGGUAUCGUGAUGGGAUCAAGUCCCACCCUGAGAAAAUUGGGAGAACAGUUUGGCGUUUCUUUCAUGCCAUUGUUCCCUGGUUUGGUAGCCAAACAAAGAGAAGUGGUUGAAGUUGGCGCUUCUAAUUGGACAAAGCUUUCUGGCACUUUAUAUACAGUCUCUAGUUGGGAUGAGAUACAUGCAUUUUUUCUGGGUUCAUAAUCAUAAAACCCUCUCUCUGCUUCUGGUGGUAAUCAAGGGAAGCAAUUUUACUGUUGGAUAUACAUAAUCUCAAUUGUGGCUAAUUUUUCUCAGGGGCCACAGGUCAGCCCUGAUUCUUUUUUUCUUUCUUUAGGGACUGCCAUACAGAAAUAUAGAGCCUGCUAUCACAUGUACAAUUGUGUAGUUACUGAAUAAGUUGGUUGUGGAAUGUUUUCGCCUCUAGCUCCAUUUUCAGUUGUCUUUUGGGUUGCAUCUAAGCAAAAAUAGUUUCAAAUUUGCUGUAAUAUCAAGAUAAAUUUCCUUUACAACAGUCAACGGGAAUGAAUGAUUUAUUAUGCUAUCAGUUCUUUUUGUGGUUC
Molecule: messenger RNA, 2531 nt
Organism: Durio zibethinus
Lineage: Eukaryota; Viridiplantae; Streptophyta; Magnoliopsida; Malvales; Malvaceae
Product: bifunctional TH2 protein, mitochondrial-like
Cellular component (GO): cytosol
Source: RefSeq, a predicted model, not a curated record